AUGGCUCUGAUCAUGGAACCGGUGAGCAAAUGGUCUCCGAGUCAAGUAGUGGACUGGAUGAAAGGUCUUGAUGACUGUUUGCAGCAGUACAUUAAGAACUUUGAGCGGGAGAAGAUCAGUGGAGAUCAGCUGCUCCGCAUCACACAUCAGGAACUAGAAGACCUGGGAGUCAGCCGUAUUGGCCAUCAGGAGCUGAUACUGGAGGCAGUUGACCUUCUUUGUGCACUGAAUUAUGGCUUGGAAACAGAAAAUCUAAAAACCCUUUCUCACAAGUUGAAUGCAUCUGCCAAAAAUCUACAGAACUUCAUAACAGGAAGGAGAAGGAGUGGCCAUUAUGAUGGGAGGACCAGCAGAAAAUUGCCAAAUGACUUUCUGACCUCAGUUGUGGAUCUGAUUGGAGCAGCCAAGAGUCUCCUUGCCUGGUUGGACAGGUCACCAUUUGCUGCUGUGACAGACUAUUCAGUCACAAGAAAUAACGUAAUCCAGCUCUGCUUGGAACUAACAACAAUCGUGCAGCAGGAUUGCACUGUAUAUGAAACUGAGAAUAAAAUUCUUCAUGUGUGUAAAACUCUUUCUGGAGUGUGUGACCACAUCAUAUCCCUGUCAUCAGAUCCUCUGGUUUCACAGUCGGCUCACCUGGAAGUGAUUCAGCUGGCAAAUAUUAAGCCAAGUGAAGGGCUGGGUAUGUAUAUUAAAUCCACAUAUGAUGGCCUCCAUGUAAUUACUGGAACCACAGAAAAUUCACCUGCAGAUCGAUGCAAGAAAAUCCACGCUGGUGAUGAAGUGAUUCAAGUUAAUCAUCAGACUGUGGUGGGGUGGCAGUUGAAAUUGGUGAAUGCACUACGAGAGGACCCGAGUGGUGUUAUCUUAACUUUGAAAACGCGGCCUCAGAGCAUGCUUACCUCAGCACCAGCUUUACUGAAAAAUAUGAGAUGGAAGCCCCUUGCUCUGCAGCCUCUUAUACCUAGAAGUCCCACAAGCAGCGUUGCCACGCCCUCCAGCACCAUCAGUACACCCACCAAAAGAGACAGCUCUGCCCUCCAGGAUCUCUACAUUCCCCCUCCUCCUGCAGAACCAUAUAUUCCCAGGGAUGAAAAGGGAAACCUUCCUUGUGAAGACCUCAGAGGACAUAUGGUGGGCAAGCCAGUUCAUAAGGGAUCUGAAUCCCCAAACUCAUUUCUGGAUCAGGAAUAUCGAAAGAGGUUUAACAUCGUGGAAGAAGAUACCGUCUUGUAUUGCUAUGAAUAUGAAAAAGGAAGAGCAAGUAGUCAAGGAAGACGAGAAAGCACACCAACCUAUGAAAACUCUCUACUUCGAUAUAUGAGCAAUGAAAAAAUUGCUCAAGAAGAAUACAUGUUUCAGAGAAACAGCAAAAAAGACACAGGAAAGAAGUCAAAAAAGAAGGGUGAUAAGAGUAAUAGCCCAACUCACUAUUCACUGCUACCUAGUUUGCAAAUGGAUGCAUUGAGACAAGACAUCUUGGGCACACCAGUUCCAGAAACCACUCUGUACCAUACAUUUCAGCAGUCCUCUCUGCAGCACAAAUCAAAGAAGAAAAACAAAGGAGCCAUAGCAGGCAAGAGCAAAAGACGAAUUUCUUGCAAGGAUCUUGGCCGUGGUGACUGUGAGGGAUGGCUUUGGAAAAAGAAGGAUGCAAAGAGCUAUUUUUCACAGAAAUGGAAGAAGUACUGGUUUGUCCUAAAGGAUGCGUCCCUAUACUGGUAUAUUAAUGAAGAGGAUGAAAAAGCAGAAGGAUUCAUCAGUCUGCCUGAAUUUAAAAUUGAUAGAGCCAGUGAAUGCCGCAAGAAAUAUGCAUUCAAAGCCUGCCAUCCUAAAAUCAAAAGCUUCUAUUUUGCUGCUGAACAUCUUGAUGACAUGAACAGGUGGCUCAAUAGAAUUAACAUGCUGACUGCAGGAUAUGCAGAAAGGGAGAGGAUUAAGCAAGAACAAGAUUACUGGAGUGAGAGCGACAAAGAAGAAGCAGAUACUCCAUCCACACCGAAGCAGGGACAGCCUCCACCCCCCUAUGAUACAUACCCACGGCCUCCCUCUAUGAGCUGUGCCAGUCCUUACGUGGAAUCGAAGCACAACCGGCUCUCCUCCACAGAGACCUCUCAGUCUCAGUCUUCGCAUGAGGAGUUUCGCCAGGAAGUUACUGGGAGCAGUGCCGUGUCCCCCAUUCGCAAGACAGCCAGUCAGCGCCGCUUGCAGGAUUUAAUCGAGACACCGCUGACAAGUUCAGGCUUACAUUACCUUCAGACUCUGCCUCUGGAAGAUUCUGUCUUCUCUGACUCGGCGGCCAUCUCCCCUGAGCACAGGCGGCAGUCGACUCUUCCAACUCAGAAGUGCCAUCUCCAGGAUCACUACGGCCCUUACCCGUUAGCGGAGAGUGAGAGGAUGCAGGUGUUAAGCAGCAACGGGGGCAAGCGCAGCUUCACCCUGCCUCGAGACAGCGGGUUCAACCAUGCUGUCCUGAAUGCACCGGUUAGUGCCUGUGACCCAGAUGACAUCCAGCCACCAGAGGUGGGAGAGGAAGAGGAAGAAGGGGAGGCAGCAGGGGAAAACAUAGGCGAGAAAAAGUAAGUAUGUGAAAACCAGGAAGAGAAGUUAGGAAACUCCUUGCAAGAUUUGUACAGGGCACUGGAGGAAGCCAAUCUGUCACCAAUAGGAGAACAUCGCAUUUCAACCAAGAUGGAAUACAAGCUAUUAUUUCUAAAAAGAUGUAAUGAUCCUGUGAUGAAUGAAAAACUGCACAGGCUGAGAAUUCUUAAAAGCACUUUAAAGGCCAGAGAAGGGGAAGUAGCCGUUAUUGACAAAGUCCUCGACAAUCCAGACUUGACAUCUAAAGAAUUCCAACAGUGGAAGCAGAUGUACCUCGACCUUUUCUUGGAUAUCUGUCAAAGCACCACCUCAAAUGACCCACUAAGUAUUUCUUCUGAAGUAGAUGUUAUCUCUUCCUCUCUAACACAUACUCAUUCAUACAUUGAGACACAUGUGUAAGUGCAUUCUGAUUCGAGGCCACCUAGUACCUGCUGGUACUCUGAACAGGUACAUGAGGUAGUUUUUUUAUCAAUGUGUUGGACACUUGACAAGCUAUACUUUAAUGUUACCAAACUAUAUGAAACAAAGCAUACAUGGU
Messenger RNA from Arvicola amphibius (Eurasian water vole), 3139 nucleotides. It is a transcript of the gene Cnksr2, whose product is annotated as connector enhancer of kinase suppressor of Ras 2. The record is from RefSeq and is a predicted model, not a curated record. Lineage: Eukaryota; Metazoa; Chordata; Mammalia; Rodentia; Cricetidae. Gene Ontology annotation, biological process: regulation of signal transduction. Gene Ontology annotation, cellular component: membrane; cytoplasm. Gene Ontology annotation, molecular function: protein binding.